AUGUUCCGAUUCCUUCUCGCAAGUGUUCUAGUCAGCUUAGCGGCCAGCCAAUGCGUCGACCAAGUCAACCCGUCAACUGGAAGGUCGGAAUGUGCGGCCCGAGCCAGUCUUUGCAACAACCCGACUUACUUCGCUCUGAUGACGCAACAAUGCCCGAGGACUUGCGGAAGAUGUUCUUCAGUGGUGACCUCGACCACUAGAAGGAUCACUACAGCCAGCAGCACUUGCGUCGACAAAGUCAACCCGUCAACUGGAAGGUCGGACUGCACCGCCAACGCCAAUCUUUGUAAUAAUCCCGUUUAUCUCUCUUUGAUGACUCAGCAGUGCCCCAGGACUUGUGGACGGUGCAGUGGCUGA
This is a messenger RNA of Caenorhabditis auriculariae, 357 nucleotides long. The record is from the annotation of a GenBank genome assembly. Lineage: Eukaryota; Metazoa; Nematoda; Chromadorea; Rhabditida; Rhabditidae.